Molecule: messenger RNA, 918 nt
Organism: Closterium sp. NIES-65
Lineage: Eukaryota; Viridiplantae; Streptophyta; Zygnematophyceae; Desmidiales; Closteriaceae
Source: the annotation of a GenBank genome assembly
AUGGCUACCCCCAGUGUUCUCGCUUUUGACGCUGAGGGUCGGGCCAUUGACUUUGAGGUCUGGGUAGAUGACCUGCAGCUUUUCCUACAGUGCGAUAGGGUAGACGAUCUCUCCCUCUUUGACCUCACCUCUGGCGCCUCCCCUGCCCCUGCUGCUGACGCUGACGCCACUGUUCGCUCCGAGUGGGCCACGCGCGAUGCUGCUGCACGUCUUGCUGUGCUCGCUGACCUCAUUACGCACCUCCGCACUAGUGACACUCGCUACCGCGCUGCGCUUCCUGCUGACUUCUGCGCCAAGAACCCCCCCCCCAUGUACAUCACUCUCUACUACAUAGUCACUCGCCUCCCUGACUCCCUUCGCGUAGUCAGGGACCACUUCCUCUCAGUCUGUCCCACCACUCUCACUGUUGACCUCCUCGAGAAGUCCCUCCUAGCGGCCGAGAAGAGUAUAGUCGCUGUAGGGGCCUCUCGUGGUGACCCGCGCACCCCCAUCUUUGAGGGGUGUUCCCCCUCCCCCCUACUGCCCUCUGUUGCCUCUGCUGCUGUGGCCGACCUCCUUGGUCUUGAGUCGGUCGGUGCGGCGUCUGCCCCUAGCGGGAGACGCCGCUCUGGCAAGGGCAAGGGGGGCAGGGGCACUGGAGGGGCGAGCGGGGGCGGUGGAGGUGGAGGUGGAGGCGGCGGGGGGAGUGGGGGUGGCGGUGGGAGUGGUGGUGGGGGUGGAGGUGUCGGUGGCGGCAGUGGAGGUGGAGGCGGCGGCGGCGGUGGCGGUGGGAGCGGAGGUGUUGGAGGUGGCGGCGGUGGAGGAGGCGGCGGAGGCGGCGGUAGUAGCGGAGGCGGCGGAGGCGGCGGAGACGGCGGGGGUGGCGGUGGUGGUCCGCGCCAGCAGCAGCAGCGCGGUCGUGAGACCCUGUCCCCUUAG